Molecule: messenger RNA, 582 nt
Organism: Caenorhabditis remanei
Lineage: Eukaryota; Metazoa; Nematoda; Chromadorea; Rhabditida; Rhabditidae
Exons: 4
Coding region: 1-582 (193 amino acids)
Source: RefSeq, a predicted model, not a curated record
AUGUUUGGAAAUCCAAUUCAAGCAUCAAAUUGUGAGACUUGGUCAGAAUGGGGACCGUGUGUGUGGUUGAAGGGGAAGGAGAAAAGAUGGCAACGCUCUUACUUCGAACAAUUGCUCCCCGGCCGUAAAGGAUGCAGAAACCAUGUCUUUUUCCGUCUUCUCAAGGAUCGUUGGGGAGUUGCUUUCAACAACUUCUACAACUAUUUGAGAGAUACCACAACAAGUGAGGAGCAGUGCGGAGAGUGCUCUUAUCAGCAGAGUUGUGGAAGAAAAUGUCAUAGAAGGGGUGACAUCGGAAUCAUCAACCCACUUUUCGUUGCUGAGAGAAAGUGUAUGGGUGUAGAUCAGAGCAAGGCUUGUGUCUCCACCUACAUGCAAGACUGUAAACUUUGGCCAAAUAAGAAUAUCCAAUUGCCAAAUGUCACUGAAUCCAUGCAACAAAUUAUUGAUAACCUGGACUACCUGCAGUGUGUUCCAGAGCAUAGACCAUCCGGCUCCGUAUGCCGUUGCUGCUGCCAUCCAUACACCCCAAAUCCACAAACUUUUGAAUGCGAGUUGAAGCCGUACUUGUCCGGCAAAUAA